AUGAGUAGUACAACUAAAAAAAAGUUGAACAUAAAUUCUAAACCAUUUAAUAUCGAAGAUACUUAAAAGUAAUAAUAAACUCAUCCACAGCUUGUAAUUACUUCAAAAGCAUAUUAACCUAAAAAUGAAAUUUAAGAAUAUUAUCCUAAAAAUAAUCAUAAUCCUUUUGAUGAUUUGGCACCUGAUUUUAUGAAUAAUAAUACUCCAUAAAUAUAUUAAUAACCAACAAAACUUAUUUCUUAACCAUAAGAAAUCAAAGAAAAAAAAAUACUAAGAAAAACUCAAUAUUAGUUUGAUAUUGAUCCUUAAACAGUUGAAAAAGUAUUUAUUUAUGCUAAUAAAUUAGAUUGAAUAAAAAAAGAAGGAGGAAUAGGAAUUAUUAAAUAAGUAGGAGGAAUUAAGAAAAAUAGAAGAAGAAAAAUAGAGAUAAGAAGAACUUAAAAGAUAAGAGGAAUUAAUCAAAUUUGAAGAGCUUAGAAAAUAAUAAUUAGAAGAGGAGAAUUAUUUACCUAAACCAUAUACAAAAGAGUAACUUGAAACAAUUUUUGAAAACAUGAAUGAUUUUUAAUAUUUUGAAAGUGACAACAAUUGGAUUAAAAUAAAAGAUAGAAAACAUUUUGAUUAUAAAGACUUAAAAAGAUAUGAAUAAAGAAAAGAUAAUAAAAAUCCUACAUAGAAGAGGGAUAAACCAGAAAUUCAAUUAGAUAGACCACCAGUUUAAUAAAUUGAGCCAAAUAUAAGAAUGCCUUAAAGAGCUACGAUUUCUAUAUAAGAAUAACUUUGGAAAGAUAAAUUGAAAGAAGAAGCUAAUGCUUGGACUUAAAUUCUAAAUACUACUCCUGAAUAAAAAAAAGCAAUAGAAAAAGAACUGAAAUAUAGGUUGAAUUAAUUAGCCCCAGAUAAUGAAGUUUAAGUUUCUAAAUUUAUUAUAGAUAUUAUUGAAUAGAAGUAAUUGUAUAUUUAAGUUUUUAUAGUUAGGAUUUCGUAGACUUUUUAACAGAAAAAAUAAUAGAAAAAGCUUAGAUGGAACCCAAAUAUAGAGGUUUAUAUAUUAAUUUGUGUUUCAAAUUAGUAUCACUGCCUUCUUUUUAAUUAAUGAAUCAAGAUAAAAGUGGGAAAUUAAGAUAAUAAUCUAAAUUUAAAACUUCUUUAUUGAAUAGAGUUUAAAAAAUGUUUGAUAGUAGGAAAACAAUAGAUUUGGAUACAACUAAUUUAAAAUAAGAAGAGAAGAUUUAAUAUCAUAUAAUAAGAAAGAAAAAGAUCAUGGGAAGUAUAUUUAAUUAGUUUAUUUAAUAGAUGUAAGAUUUAUAGGUGGAUUAUAUUUAAAAUCUUUGCUUCCUAUAUAAGCUUUAUCCUAUGUAUUAAUUGAAUUGAUGGGAGAAUACCUUAUUAGCUAUAUACCUAAUGGAGAUACUGCUGAUGAAUCUUUGGAAGGAUUAAUUGAAUUAAUAGAUUAAAGUAUUCUUUUUUAAAUAUAUAUUAUAGUUGGUCAAAGUUUUAAUGAAAAAGAAAGAGCUUAAGAUGAUUCAUUCAUUUUUAAAAUUGCAUAAACUUUAGAUGGUUGUAAGAAAUCAAGAGAUCAAAUUGAAGCCUUAUUUAAAGAUAUAAAAAAAUCAACUGUUUUAGAUUUAAUGCAAAAGGUUUUUUAAAAAUUUUUAGAAAAUUAUCAUUUAUCAUAAAGAAUUAGAUUACUAAUUGAAAAUUUAUUAGAUAAAAUAUAAAAAGGAUGGUAAGGUGUUUAUGCGAAAAAGGAAGAAUUAGCAGAAAGUGCCUAAAAAACAUAUGAAUAGGAAGAAGAAGAUCCUUUAGAACUUUAAUUAAAAUAAACUAGACAAAAUUCAGCUAAGAAAGAAAAUCCAUCAAAUGAAUAAGAUUAAAAAAUAAGAGCAAAAGAUAUUACUAUGUUAGUGAAUAGUUCAUUUACAUUUGAUCCAGUUGAUUAGAUGGAUAAAUUAAGAAAUGAAUUAAAAAGAAUCAAAUCUGAAGCUCCAGAAUUGUUGAAAGUAUUUUUUGAAACUUUCUUUUAAAAUAUGUUAUCAUGUAUUUUUAUUUAUUAUAUUUUAAUUUAGUAAGAUAAGUCAAAUAAAAUAUUGAAAGAGCUUAAUUAGUUUUCGAUAUUCUAGUCUUAGAAGAAGCUGAUGAAGAAAUUGUUUCUAAAGCACUUUAAGAUGUAAAUAUAUACUAUUUAAUCUAUUAAGAUCUUGGAUGAAGAUUUAGUUUAUAAUAUAAGUGAAUCUGGUACUUCUUCUAAAUUAGUUACAAAUGUAUUGUCCUGCUUUAUUAUGGAAUAAGAUUGGAAUGCUUUAAAAAAACUGUAUUUAAAACCUCUACUUGAUAUUGAAGAUUUUAAUGAAUUUUUAAUAAAAGUAGGAAAUCAAUUAAUAACCAAAUUUCCAGAUUAAUUAAGCAGAGAAUUAAUUGUUAAAUAUUUUAAUUUGCUCAAAUAAGACUUGAGCACUUAAUUGAAUUUUGAUUGA
Molecule: messenger RNA, 2477 nt
Organism: Paramecium sonneborni
Lineage: Eukaryota; Ciliophora; Oligohymenophorea; Peniculida; Parameciidae
Source: the annotation of a GenBank genome assembly